Messenger RNA from Funneliformis geosporum, 1968 nucleotides. The record is from the annotation of a GenBank genome assembly. NCBI's taxonomy places the organism in Eukaryota, Fungi, Glomeromycota, Glomeromycetes, Glomerales, Glomeraceae.
AUGUCAUUUGGUCCAUUCUUUGCUCCCACUCGAACAAUGGAACCUGCUUCAAUGAUAAAUAAUAUCGGCGAAUCACCAGCUGUACCUUCCUUAAAUAAAUUGAUCUGGACAAGCUCACAUUGUCAGAAUUUUCUAGUUGGUGAAAUGAAAAGUUUUAAUGAGCCAACGAUACCUUCAGUUGUUAAUACCGCCACAAACGAUCAAAAAAUACAUAAUCACAGCAGGAAACAACAAAACUUGAACAGAAAAAAGCAUCGAACGGAAAAUUCAAAUCAACCUUCACAUACAUCGAACAGUAUUGCUUCAAAAUCCUCAGAUAUACUAUCCAUCGGUAAAAAGUUUAACAAGAACAAUAAUAAGAACAAUAAAGAGAAUCGUGAAUCUUCGGAUCAAAAAAGGAAAAAGAAGCGAAUCAAUAAAAAUGCAAAGGAUUCACAAACCAUGGAAUCAAUAGACGAGGAGGGUGAUAUUGGUGCCGUUUUCGAAAAUACUGAUUCUCCUCGUGGGUUAAUUUCGGAAUAUGAUUCUUCGGAUUUGUCAAAAUUGAAAGAACGUUUUAAUUAUGCUUCGAUUGAUUGUGGGGCUAAUGUGUUAAAGGCAAAUAAAGAAGCCAAAGGUACCUCGGCCAUCUUAUCUGAAAGUAAAGACUCUUAUGUGCUCAACAAGUGUUUAGUAGAAAAACAUUUUAUUGUGGAAUUAUGCUAUCCAAUUCUUGUGGAUACUAUAGUGUUAGCAAAUUUCGAAUUUUUUUCUUCUACUUUUAAAAACUUUCGAGUGUCUAUAAGUAAAUGGUAUCCACCAAAGGAAGACUGGAAAGUCAUUGGUGAAUAUCGUGCAAAGAAUUCUAGGGAAUUGCAGAUUUUCAAUGUGAAAGAUCCUAUUAUGUUCGUAAAAUAUCUUCGUAUUGAUUUUCAGACGCAUUAUGGACAUAAUCAUUAUUGUCCAAUUAGUUUACUUCGUGUACAUGGAAAUAGUGAGACGGAUAUGUGGAAUAAAGAGCAAGAGCAAGAUGGAAUUGCCCAAUCAACAUCACAAGAAGAAAAUCUACUGAAUGUCGAGUCUAUUGACAUAUUAGAACCUUCUAUUGAAUCAGACGAUUUAGACAAAUUAUCGGAAGAUACUCAAACGGAUUCAGAACAUUUUAAAGCUGAAAAUGGUACAUUGCAACGAAAACAAUCUCGUUCGGCGAUUAAUAAUAAAAUCACAAAGUCACAUAACCGAGACGUGGAUGCUCUAAAAUCACCACUCAAGAACAUUAACGUUUUUGAACAUGGAUUUUGUCCUAGGGUUGAUCCUUUAAAUCGGCGAUAUUCAUUUCCGAUUAAGAUAUAUCAGGAUAACUCACUUAUAAUACAUCCUCGAAUUUGUCAUAUUGAUCAAUGCCCUAUUGUUGUAACAGAAACUGAUCUCUUGUCUGACAAUUAUAUUGAUAUCAUCGUUCCAAAUAGCAAAUCUCGCAAAAGUGGCAAUGCGAUAAAAAAACCUUUACCAGUUCAACCAAAGCAAAUUAAACCCGAUUACAAUAAUAAAAAUAAUUUACCAACCGGUGGGCCAAAUCAAAGUUCAUAUAUGUUUUUGUUUAAACGUAUUCUAACUCUUGAAUUGGACGCAACUAUUAACAAGCGACAUAUUGAAGAGCAAAGUAAAUUGUUGAGAGAAGUUUUUGGUAAGGUUAGCUCUCAUUCGGAGAAAAUUGCUUCAAUUAUGAAUCAUUUCACUGGUACAGUGGAGAGUUUGAAAAAUCAAUAUGAACAAUUGCUUAAAAUAACUUUCUCCGAAUUUCAUACUAAUCAAAUUUUUGUAGGUGUGACUUAUGACUGGGUGAAUGUACGAAAAUCUUUACUGGAUCUUCAUGCCGCAAUGAAUGCGAGAGCCUUGUCACAAAAAUUGACAAAUAUUCAACAUAAACAUACGAAUGAAGUUUUCUAUGACGUGGAAGAUUUUUAUACUGACAACGAGAAUGAAUAA